This is a messenger RNA of Closterium sp. NIES-67, 3025 nucleotides long. The record is from the annotation of a GenBank genome assembly. Lineage: Eukaryota; Viridiplantae; Streptophyta; Zygnematophyceae; Desmidiales; Closteriaceae.
ACCACACACUCUGCUCCUUUCUGUUGCGCAACACUCGCUUUCUGUGGCUCCUGUUGAUUCAGCCGUGGCCCCGAGGAGGUCACAGAGACAUAACGGGAGGCAAGGCUGGCCUUGACGCUGUUUUGGGACGUUUGCCUGCGUUGAAUGUUCCCGGCUGUCUCCCCCUCGAGCUGCGGAUCUGUGCUUCUUUUCUAGGAGGCCAUGGUUAGCAAAACGCCUUUUUCACAAUCUUGUAAUUUCUGUCACGGCUCGCGGCUUAGCUGUUGUGAAGUUCAGCGAUGGUCGCGUCUGCUUUAAGCGUGGAGGGUCCUAUAGGUCUCGUCACAACAGCGCAACAACCUUCUAGACCUCCGCUCGCAGGCUCCUUCGCAAGCAACCAGCCAAGUUUAGUAGGGCCGACUAACGAGAAGAAGAUGAAUGGGACGAUGGAGGGAAACCAGGCGAACCAGCCGCCUCCUUUUUUAACAAAGACGUACGACAUGGUAGAAGACCCGACGACGGACCACGUGGUUUCGUGGAGUAGUGGUAACAACAGUUUCGUCGUGUGGAACCCUCCCGAGUUCGCCAGGGACCUCCUGCCGAAGUACUUCAAGCACAACAACUUCUCGAGCUUCGUCCGCCAAUUGAACACCUACGGGUUUCGCAAGGUGGACCCGGACCGAUGGGAGUUCGCCAACGAGGGCUUCCUGCGAGGCCAGCGACACCUCCUUCGCACAAUCCAGCGUCGCAAGCCCGCGUCGCAGACGGGAGCAGCGACGAACGCCCCGUUGCCGCCCGGCCAUCCGCACGCCCCCGCGUCGCUGCACGGCGUGCUCCCGGUCCCCGCGUCCCCCAGCCUAGUCGAAGUCGGGAAAUUCGGUCUAGAGGGCGAGGUGGAGAGAUUAAAGCGCGACAAGAACGUGCUGAUGCUGGAGCUGGUGCGGCUGCGGCAGCAGCAGCAGCAGCAGGCGAGCACGAUGCAGGUGAUGGAGCAGCGCGUGGCGAUGAACGAGCAGCGGCAGCAGCACAUGAUGACGUUCCUCGCCAAGGCCGUGCAGAACCCCGCCUUCCUCGCGCAGCUCGUGCAGCACCAGGCGGACCACGCCAAGCGCACGCACGCGCACGGCGGCCACGCGGGCAUGGGCGGGCGCAAGAAGCGCAGAAUCGCGAAGCAGGACGGCGGGAACUCCCCGCCCUCGGGGUCGUCCUCCCCCAGUGUGCAGCCCGAGGGGCAGAUCAUCGCCUUCUCCCCCGCCGCUGCCGACCCCUCCAUGUUCCUCCUAGAGCAGUUCUUCCCGGGUAUGUCCCACCCGGGCAUGGCCCACCCAGGCAUGGCUCAUCCCGGCGUGGGGCACCCGGGCUCUAUGGCCGUUGACACGUCCCUCGAUCCUUUCUUUCAAGACCUCGCUGCUGCGGCCGCCGCUGCUGGCUCCUCCCAGCCGCUCCCGCCGCGCCCCUCAACGGUUACUCUCACGGAAAUGAACGUCCCUGCUGAGGGGAGCUAUCCUCCCAGCUCCUACACUGCCGCCGCUCCCUCUGCUUCCACUGCUGCUGCCACUGCCGCUGCUACUGCUGCUGCCGCUGCUACUGCUGCUGCCGCUGCUACUGCCGCAGCAGCUGCUGCUGCCGCUUCUGCUGCUGCCACUCCGUCUGCUGCACCAGCAGCACCACCAGCCGCCACCGUUCACCCUCACAAUGCUGCCGCUCUCAUGGGUACCACGGCUGCUGCUCUUAUGGGAAGCACAGCCGCUGCCGCCACUCCAGCCGUAGCAGCGCCACCAGCAAUGCCGGUGCCCACGCCUCACCCUGGCAUUCCCCGGCCAUUCCCCUUGCCCUUCACCCCCCUCCCCAUGCCCUACCCCCCCUCCCACCCAACCGCCGCCACCGCUGCCGCAGCAGCAGCAGCUGCAACAGCUGCAGCAGUAGCAGCAGCAGCAGCACCAGGAUCCGGGUAUUCCCCAGCAGUGCCGCCAAUGGUGCCCACGCCCUUGGCUUUUCCCCCCGUGGUGCCUCCCCCUCCCCCUGGCAUGGACCUGUCGCAGAGCCUGCUGGUGCACGGGGCUAAGAUCAGCCCGCUAGGCAUGCCCGCGCCCUACAGUGCUGCUGCGCCGCCGCUGCUGCACCCCUACCACCUGCUGCAUGCCUCUGCUGCUGCCAGCGCCCCUGCCAAUGCCGCUCUCGCUGCCACCGGUAGUGCCUCUGGCUCUGCUGCGUCCCUCGGUCCUGCCGGUGCUGCUGCUACGCCUGUUGCCGCUGUUCCGCACCCUGCCUCCGCACCUCUCAUCAGGGAACUGACAGCUGAAACUUCAGGGAUAGGGGAUGCCAGUUGUACAGCAGAUGGCGCAGUGUCAAGUGCAAAGGCCGGGGCUAGAGAGGACCUGGGGGAAGGGCUGGACCUUGAGGGCACUGGGGGGUUUAAUGACUCGUUCUGGCAGCAGUUUCUUAGUGUGGCGCCGGGGGAGGGGGAGGCGGAGGGGGGAGGGGAUGGGGCAGGGGAGGCGGAGGGGGAGCAUGGAGUGGGGGAUUUGAAUGUGGAUGAGCUGGCGCAGGGGGUAGAGGGGGCACAGGAAGGGGAGCAAGUGGGGUAAUGGUGUGAGAAAGGGGCAUUUUUUGUUAUAAAUUUUGAGUAUUGAGGUGAGUAUGUGCGAGAGGAAGUGUGAGGAGUAUUUUGUGUCUGGCCUGUUGUGCACAGGAGUGUGUCAGAUGAGGUGGGUUGUCAACUUUUGAUGCACGUUGCUGCUGAUACCCUAGAGUAUCUGAACUCUGCGGGUUGUGACUCGCGGCUGUUAUGGUUUUCACCUCCCCUCUGCUGUCCCCCCCUACCUGCUCCUACAAUCUUCGCCUCUGGGAGUCAUGACAUUUGAGAUGGAGCAGGAUAGUCUUAACAAAUGUGUCCAUGAGGCAUACUACUAGUACCCAUGUGUGCAUAACAGUCCUGUAGAAGUAUACUGUAGAUGUUUGGUGCUUUGUAGGGAUCCUCCUGACAAUAUAUGGUAGUAGUAAGCCCUCAGAUUUCAGGCAAAUUUCCCUGAUUCAGGGCUUUUUC